UGAUCGUUGGUUGGAUAUAAAACUCUUCAUCUAAAUGGAUCCAUACUGACAUUUUGGAUAUCUGGAUAUGAAUUAACCUCCCGAUUGAUUGACUGACUGACUGGCUCAUUGAUUACUUUUGGCUGCUGAUCAAAAGCUGUGGAGUUGCUGCUUCUGACAGGCUGUUUUAAUGCUGACUGGUUCAUACAGAGUAACUUCUGGACGAACUGUGGUUAGACUGGCACGAUGUUGAUCGUCUCAGUGCUCCUGCUGAAGUUGCUCCUCUCCUCUCCUCCCGUCUCGUCCUCUCCUCUGGCCAAGGAUCAGUCAGUGUGUGCCAGGACUUUCUGCGGUGCCGGUCGAGAGUGUGUGUCGACCGACAGAGGAGAACCCGUUUGUCGCUGUUUACAGCAGUGUGACGUGACGGAGAACUGGGUCUGUGGCAGCAACGGCAGAUCCUACAGGAACCACUGUGAGCUGCACAGAGACGCCUGCAUCACCCAGACCAAGAUACAUGUGGAGCACAGAGGACACUGUCUGGAGAAACCAACAAAGACAGAUGUGAGCCCCAUGGUGUGCUUCCUGUCAGACCGUGAUUGGCUGAGAGAGCGAGUGAUCCAGUGGGUUCAGGAGGAGGUUGAAUCUGACAACAUGGCCUCAAAUGUGACCUCAGCCGAUACGCUCCUGCAAACCUACUUCAAGACGUACAAUAACGGGGAUUCAGAGCUCGAUUCCAAAGAGUUCCUGAGCUUCCUGAAGCACAAUGAGACGGCCCUCAACCUCACGUACUCUAAUACGCUGGAGACUAACACGCUGCUGAGGUCUCUGUGUGUCGAUGCUUUGAUUGAGCUGUCGGAUGAAAACGCAGACUGGAAGCUGAGUUUAACGGAGUUCAUCAACUGCCUGACCCCCACCUACCAUCCAUAUGAGAGAAAGUGUGCUCUGGAGGAUAAGGUGUUCGAGGACGGAGCUGAAACGCGGAUGGAGUGUAACAAGUGUGUGUGUGCUUGUGGAAACUGGGUCUGCACCGCUCUGACCUGCGAUGGAGAGCAUCAGGUAGUGGAGGACGUUAAGGAAGGAGCAGAAGAAAUGACAGAAGAAGAGUGGAGCAGGAGAGUGGCCGAACUCAACGCUUUACAGGAGGACAGUCGACACUGA
Molecule: messenger RNA, 1137 nt
Organism: Anarrhichthys ocellatus (wolf-eel)
Lineage: Eukaryota; Metazoa; Chordata; Actinopteri; Perciformes; Anarhichadidae
Product: follistatin-related protein 1-like
Exons: 10
Coding region: 226-1137 (303 amino acids)
Biological process (GO): regulation of BMP signaling pathway; cell differentiation; multicellular organism development
Cellular component (GO): extracellular region
Molecular function (GO): protein binding
Source: RefSeq, a predicted model, not a curated record